Messenger RNA from Tarenaya hassleriana, 1770 nucleotides. RefSeq names its product heat shock factor protein HSF24-like. The transcript has 2 exons. The record is from RefSeq and is a predicted model, not a curated record. Gene Ontology annotation, molecular function: DNA-binding transcription factor activity; RNA polymerase II cis-regulatory region sequence-specific DNA binding. Lineage: Eukaryota; Viridiplantae; Streptophyta; Magnoliopsida; Brassicales; Cleomaceae. The coding region runs from base 329 to 1057 and encodes 242 amino acids. Gene Ontology annotation, cellular component: nucleus. Gene Ontology annotation, biological process: regulation of transcription by RNA polymerase II.
ACCCUUAAGAAACGUCAAAUCAUUUAAUUAGAAUGCUUACAAAAAUAAGAAAAAUUUGAUUUGCAAAGAGAGGAAGAACUUUCUAGAAGCCACGUCGCUUUCCACUCGAGUUCAUCUCACUUCUCCUGUUAUAAAUUUCAUAAAGCCGUUGAUAUAGGAAUCAAAGAUCCGAUCCUUGUUCGUGAUUUUAGCACUCGGGUCUUCGUAUUCUCGUUGAAUUAACGUUGGAUUCGUGUAAAGCCGUGAUCUUUUUUGUUUGGUCGGUUUGGUGGUUGGGGGUUUUUUUCUGAGAUUAAGAGGACCAGAGAGGGGUAAAUCGGGAAAAUACAUGGCGGCGGUGGGGCAGCGGUCGGUCCCGGCUCCAUUCCUGACGAAGACGUACCAACUGGUGGAUGAUCCGACCACCGACGAUGUUGUCUCUUGGAACCAAGACGGUACGGCUUUCGUCGUCUGGAAGAUUGCAGACUUCGCUCGCGAUCUGCUUCCAUGUUUUUUCAAGCACAACAACUUCGCCAGCUUCGUUCGCCAACUCAACACUUACGGAUUUCGGAAGGUUGUUCCGGACAAAUGGGAGUUCGCCAACAAGAAUUUCCGGCGAGGGCAGAAGGAGCUUCUCUCUGAGAUCUGGCGCCGCAAGCCGGCGUCUCCGGUCAUUUCCGCGGCCGUAAAAUCUGCCGGAACCGCCCCGGAGCAAUCUUCGCAGUCGAACUCCGGCGACGAACUGGGUUCAACGUCGACUUCGUUCCCUGAUAUGAAGAACCCCGAAUCUGUAUCGACAAAAAUGGCUGAUCUUUACGGCGAAAACGAGAAGCUCCGUCAAAGCAACGAGAUUCUGAGCUCGGAGCUCGCAUUGGCGAAGAAGCAGUGCGAUGAGUUAGCCGCUUUCUUGUCGGAGUAUAUGGAAGUGGGGUUGGACCAGAUUGAUCAGAUCUUACGGCGGAGAAUCGCCGGCGACCGUGGCGUUGGGAAUGAUGACGACCAAAAGUUAAGCGACAACGACGAGGGUUUAGGUGGAGAGUUGAAAAUAUUCGGGGUGCGUUUGAAAGAGGGGUCGUGACGAAAAUAUUCUGGGUCCCACACACGCGUUGAGAACAAAGGAAUUUCAAGCGCCGUUGUUGGACAGUAGCCGAGUUUGUAACUGAGAUGACUUCUCAUCAGUCGACACGUAAGAGCGGUCCAUGGUAAGGAAGAUGCGCGCACAUACACGAGAAUUUUCCUCGGCUUGCAGUGUUUUUCUUUUACAGAAAACAAAGGAUUAUAUUUCUUAAAUGUAAUCAAUGUAGGUUGGGGUCAAGAAAAUGGUCAAUAUAUGACAACCAAACAUUUGAGAAAGUCAAAAAGGCAAAUUACAAAGCUACCAAUGGAUCUCAUCUCUCUCCCGCAGUUCCAUCUUUUUCUUUCCAAGACCAAAGUCUUUCAAGUGAUUAAAAACAUGUCCAUUGUCCACGGUCAAGGGAAGAAGAAGCAAUGGUCGUAGCAUUGGAACAUAGACCAAGAUGACAAAUCAUCACAAAUCUCAUCAAUACAACCAAUCCAGAAGGAAAAAAACCCAAAAUAAAGAUGAGUGAUCUUCUUGAUCACCAAGACAAUCUAACAAAAUAUAAAAUCCCAUAACCUACGAGCAAAAAAUUCGAAUAAGGGAAAGCUAAUAACUUAUGGCUACAACACCCUGGGCCAAAAAAUUAUAUUAAAAGUCCUGAAUCCACAUCUCCCGCAGCAAAGUCCCUGUUUAUUGGAGUGGAUACUGUAAAAAAAAAGAUAAUCAUAACA